AAAAAGUGAUUAAAAAUUUGGAUUUUUUUUCUUUAUAAGAAUGAAUAAAAAUGGAAAGACGAAUACCAGAGAUUUUCCAUCAACUGGAUAUUAAAUUGAGUGAAAAACCUGGAAUAAAUCAAGAGAUUAUUGUUCACGAUGAUACUGAAGGAUCUGAAAGGGGAAUUUCAAUUCUUGUUGUUGAAGAGGCUGUGGAAAAUAUUGGAUUUGGGAAAUUUAACUUGAAGAUUACACUUAUCGGAAUUUUAAUACACACGAAUGUGAUGCUAAAUCUUUUAAAUUUGGGAUAUAUUUUGUCAUCUACGGUUUGUGAUUUCAAAAUGACAACUACGAAGAAGGGGAUUUUAGCCGUGGCACCCACUGUAGGUACCUGUUUAGGAGCUUUAUGUUGGGGAUUUAUAACAAAUUCGAAAGGAUCCAAAUUAUCUUUAAUAUUCGUGUUAUUUCUUCAUGGCGGCACUGAAAUUUGUCUUUCACUAUUCGUGUACAAUUACUGGUUCUUUUUAUUCUUUAAAAUAAUCAGCGGCUUUGCCGCAAUGGGGGCAAUAAAUUCCAUAUAUACGUACGUUGGACACUUUCAACCAUCGAGUCAUGAAAAAAUAAUUUUCGCCUGCUUGAGUUUUGUCUAUGCAAUUGCCUUAAUGAUUUUGCCACUUUUAGCUUGGGCGAUUAUUCCUUUGAGAUUUGAAUUCAGAAUGGGUAAUUUCUUCUUUGGAUCUUGGAAAUUAUUUGUAUUAGUGACUGCAGUGCCUCUUAAUUUUUUCGCAAUUCUACUUAUUUUCAUGCCUGAAACUCCGCAAUAUUUUGCGAAAAUUGGCCAUUAUAAAGAAUUAUUAAACGUUCUCACGCGAAUGUAUCAGGAAAAUCAUGGAGGUUCCUCUGAGGACUACAUUAAAUUUUUACUACAUUCUGGAAAUGCUGCCAUGGUGGAUUUGGUAAAUCGUUGCCAAUAUUAUUCGACGUUUACAGGAAUGUCUAAAAAAGAUGAGGAUUUAAAUUAUAUGCUAAAUUGUGUUAAAGGACAAGGAGAAAAUGUUUUAAAAGCGCCGUAUUUACGAAGAUUGAUAAUACUCUCAAUAGCCAUGUUUUGCGUAUCUUCAGCAACAUAUUCACUGACCACAUGGUUUCCUGAAAUUAUCCAUAGAUUUUCUCAAUAUGAAAAGUUGAAUAAAAAUGGAACGGUUGAUGACUGUAAUAGUAUUUCGAAAAGUAGACACACUUUCUUUGAUGAGAAUGGAAUUUUCCACGCUGCUUCUUGCAACCAGACAAUAGACACGAGCGUCUAUCGUACUUCAUUUUUAAUGGGUCUUUCGGUAGUAUUUCCUAAUCUCUUGUAUCUUUAUUUUGUCGACAAAUUUGGCUUCCGAUUUAUUGUAGGUGUGUAUUUCUGUGUCGGCCUCCUGGGAACUUUAAGUUUAUUUUUUAUUAAUUCCUUCACUCAAAGUAUAAUACUGGCAUGUAUUUUUAAAGCAGUGAUGUGCACCACUUUAAGCAUUUUAUUUCAAUUUAACGCUGAACUUUUUCCUGACGAUAUUAGACUUUUCACCGGUUCCAUAGCCUCAUUCUGCAGUCGUUUGGGAAUUAUUUUUGGAAAUGGAUUAUUCGCCCAUCUAAUUGAUGAAUACUGCACUGGUUUAAUUGUCGUUGCAGCCUUGCAAUUAUCAUUGGCUAUUAUUUUAUGUGUCACACUGCGAGCCUGAGACUGAGAGUAAAAUGAAAUUGCACUAUUUAUUGGACAAUAUUAACAAUGAAAGUGUAUUUAAAUAAAUAUAUUAUUUAUUUAAAUUUAA
This is a messenger RNA of Leptopilina heterotoma, 1790 nucleotides long. Its product is annotated as synaptic vesicle glycoprotein 2B-like. The record is from RefSeq and is a predicted model, not a curated record. Gene Ontology annotation, biological process: transmembrane transport. The coding region runs from base 51 to 1700 and encodes 549 amino acids. Gene Ontology annotation, molecular function: transmembrane transporter activity. Lineage: Eukaryota; Metazoa; Arthropoda; Insecta; Hymenoptera; Figitidae. The transcript has 13 exons.